Messenger RNA from Daphnia pulicaria, 5791 nucleotides. It is a transcript of the gene Dap160, whose product is annotated as intersectin-1-like. Bases 207 to 5696 code for a protein of 1829 amino acids. NCBI's taxonomy places the organism in Eukaryota, Metazoa, Arthropoda, Branchiopoda, Diplostraca, Daphniidae. Gene Ontology annotation, molecular function: calcium ion binding; protein binding; guanyl-nucleotide exchange factor activity. Gene Ontology annotation, biological process: positive regulation of Rho protein signal transduction. The transcript is spliced from 29 exons. The record is from RefSeq and is a predicted model, not a curated record.
UUGAGAAAAAAUUGUCAAAUUUUAUCGUCAUACGGAUACGGUCAUUCUCGUGCAGUUCGGCCCACUGAUAAAUUGUGUGUGUAGUCUAAUUUUGAGUUAUGUUGGAGUAAGAAUCUGAAUUAUUCAAUGUUCAAUAACUGCUAAAGUCCUUUAAGGUCAGAGAGUGUAUUACGAUUUUCAUAGUGUCAAAACCUGUGUUGCCGAACAUGGAUCCGUUCGUCAUUUUACCACAAGAAAAAGCUCGUUAUGUAGAACAAUUCAACUCAUUGAAACCGGCUGGUGGAUUUGUUAGCGGCGACCAAGCCAAAGGAUUUCUUUUGCAAUCUCAACUCCCACCUGUAAUCCUGGGACACAUUUGGGAACUUGCUGACAUAAAUUCUGAUGGCAAGCUUGAUUUCACUGAAUUUAGCAUUGCUUGCAAGUUGAUAAAUGCUAAACUCCGAGGAUUUGAUAUUCCAAAAGUCUUGCCUCCCAAUUUGAAAAAUUCUGCUUCUGCUGGUGUUGCUUCAUCUGCUGGAACUCCUCCUUCAUCUAUGAUGGGUGCUCCACUAGUCCCACUUGGAAUGGUUUCAACUGGAGCAGUCCCUCCCAUGACCAUGCAUUCAUCUGCACCAGUUGUGGCUGCAGGGCCCCAGCCAACCAAUCAACCUUUGGUUCAGCCUAUGAUGCAGCCAUUGAUGCAACCAAUGAUGCAGCCAGUGAUGCAGCCCAUGAUGCAGAAUAUGAUGCAGCCAACGAUGCAGCCCGCUAUGCAACCCACGAUGCAACCCACGAUGCAGCCCAUGAUGCAGCCCUUGAUGCAGCCCAUGAUGCAGCCCAUGAUGCAGCCUAUGAUGCAACCCAUGGUGCAGCCAAUAAUAUCAUCAAAUCUUCCAUUACUUAUGCAAGGCGCAGGGUCUCCUGUUGGUUUACCUUUAAUGGCAACCAAUAUGCAAAGUCCAACUGGAAUGAUUUCCCCUCCUUCGGCUACUGCCGCUUCUGUUAUUGGAUCAGGAUUUCCCACUUCGGCAGCAAGUUUCGACGGUUCGAAGCCAAGUACUCCUGACUCGUCAAAAACAGUGGUUCGGGCUCCAUCAGUCGCUAGCAGAGAGUCGUCAACCGAAUGGGCAGUUCCGCAUUCCUCAAAGUUGAAGUAUGCCCAAGUUUUUAAUAGUCAUGAUCGAGGAAAAACGGGCUUCUUGACAGGUGUUCAAGCUCGUGGAAUUCUAGUUCAAACUCAGCUGCCACAGCAUUUAUUGGCCCGCAUCUGGGGAUUGUCGGACAUCGAUAUGGAUGGGCGCUUGUCGUGCGACGAGUUCGUAUUGGCUAUGCAUUUAUGCGACGUUGUACGAGCUGGAGAUAAAUUGCCAGAUACAUUACCGCAAGAACUCGUGCCGCCAACGUUUCGUCGUCCUAGUUUAGUGAAUGCGGCAUCCGGUUCGCUAACCAGUCCAAAAGGACCAUCAACACCCGAGUCCAAUGUACAAGGUUUGAUCGCCACGUCACCACCACCUACCGACGACAUGAAAAUGAUGUCUCCAGUUUCUUUCGAAGACAAGCGAAAAGAGAAUUUCGAUAAAGGGCAAGCUGAGCUUGAUAAAAGAAGAAAAGCUUUGGCUGAACAGCAGCGUCGUGAGCAAGAAGAAAGAGAGAGAAAGGAGCGUGAAGAAUAUGAAAGAAAAGAAAAGUUGCGGCUGGAACAAGAACGCCGCCAACAAGCCGAACUGGAGAAGAAGUUGGCCAAACAACGCGAAAUAGAAAUGGAAAAAGAAGAGCAGCGUCGUAAAAUGUUGGAGCAGCGCGAAGCCGCAAGAAAAGAGAUGGAAAGGCAAAGGCAGUUGGAGUGGCAGAAACAGAGACUUCAAGAACUUCUACAGCAGAGGCAAAAAGAGCAGGAAAAAGUGGCGCUUCUUCGAGCGAACCACCAGCGUCUUCAGACGGAACUCUCUGUUCUGGAUGACAGAGUAAUGGAAUUAUCUUCCAAGAUAAUUGAAACUCGAACAGGCGUUGCCGAGACCAAGAAUACAAUCGACGGGAUGCGUACAACUCGUGACACACAAAUGGCUCAACUUUCGACACUAAAGACGCAGCUUCGUGAGCAAAAUCAACGUCUUCUUACUGUUAGCCAAGAGAAAGUAAGGCUGGAAGCUAAAAAUCGAAUGAAUGCAGCCACUACACCUAACGCCAAUGAAGCUGAAACCAUACAGAAUACUACUGCUCGUCAAAUUGCGUUGAAUCAGACAAAAGAAAAGCUCGAUGCAUUAACAGAAGAGCUGAAUAAUAAGCUUGAAGAUUCUGAAAAUAACAAUGCCCAAUUAAGCAGUUUGAGAACGGAGAUGUCCAUGCUAGCUCGUACCUGCCAAGAAACUCACAAGUCAUAUCUUAAGAAGCGAGAGGAGGUUCUACUAUUGCGUGCCACGGGUGGCAAGCAACAGUCUUGGAGUAACGAUUCCUGGUCUGAUUCAACUAAUAGCUGGCCAGUUAGUGCAGGAACAACUCCUGCCAUAGUAGACAACAAUUCCAAGUCAGGUCUCACUCGUUAUCGGGCAUUGUACGAGUUCGUGGCCCGUAAUGGAGACGAAAUCUCUUUCCAACCGGGCGAUAUAAUCAUGGUAACGGAGUCACUUUCAAACGAACCUGGUUGGCUGAGCGGUGAAGUGCGAGGCCAUGUCGGUUGGUUCCCAGAGGCCUAUGUUGAGAAAAUGGAUCAAGCAGGAUGGUCAGAUGCUGGUGGUACUGUAGCUGUCAGUAGUAUUGAUAGUCCCAUGGCUGGAGCAAAACGACAUCCCCUGGAAGGUAUUCAGGAACUGCCAGAAAACGUCAGUGACAACGGAUCCAUCGCGGAUGCGGGUGCAGCUGUAUCUUUGGCAUUAGAUGCGUCUCAUUCCGCUUUUAUGCCAGUUACAACUAAAGUAUCUGAAGAAUCAUCUUCUCCUAUCCUUGGCCAAGGAGAAAUCGUCGAUAAUUUGAAAGCGGAAGCCAUUUACGUUUGGCAAGGCAAAAAGGACAACCAUCUCUCCUUCAACAAAGGAGACGUUAUUCUUGUUCGCGAACAGCAAGACCUUUGGUGGUUUGGCCAGUGUAAUGACCGAAGUGGUUGGUUCCCCAAGUCAUUUGUUUCACUCUUCCACACCGAUACUGCACCACAAUCUCCAAAGGCAGUUAUUUCUGCGCAAAAUAGCAAAGGUUUAGAAGAAAAUUACUACAUUGCUAUGUACCCAUACGAAUCGAACGAACCUGGAGAUUUAUCUUUCGUGGCUGGCGAAAUGGUGACCAUCAUUAAAAAGGACGGAGACUGGUGGACUGGAACUAUUGGAGCUCGAACCGGUGUGUUCCCUUCCAACUACGUGCAAAAAGCUGAGCUUCAAUACGAAGCGGCUGCUGAUUCCGAAGUUGAAGCUGCCUCAGCCGCUGCUGAUGCUGCCGCGGCCGCUGCUGUUGCCAAAACAGUUGCUCCGGCAGUGAAGACAACGACUCAAGCAGAUUCCAAGCGGCCUAAUACUGCUCCGAUCGAUAGCGAAUUUGAGUCGUCUGUUAGUGGAAUUCCUCGAGCCGCUUCCGCAGCUUCUAGCGGUGCACCUUCACCUUCUAAUAUGGGACGGGGAAGCAAAAAGCCUGAAAUUGCUACAGUAAUAGCCCCUUACUCGGCAACUAGUAGUGAGCAGCUAUCGCUUCAACGAGGACAACUUAUCAUGAUCCGGAAAAAGUCUGCUUCUGGUUGGUGGGAAGGUGAACUUCAGGCAAAAGGUCGAAAACGUCAGUUAGGAUGGUUCCCAGCGUCGUACGUUAAAGUAUUGAGUAGUUCGGGAGGCAGUAGCCGCACUACACCUGUGCCCGCCGAAAUGGAGGACGAAAUGCCGCAAAUCCCUCCUGCCGCUCCAACUGAAACUGAAAUUAGCGCAGCGUUUGAAGUCAAUAAUGGUUCUGCGUUAGAUCAAGUAGUAGCUCUGUUUCCAUAUACUGCCCAAAACGAAGAUGAACUGAGCUUCCUUCAAGGCGAUGUCCUGAUUAUAAUUGAUCGUGAAGACCCGGCUUGGUGGCGUGGGGAAUUAAAGGGCCAGACCGGACUCUUUCCGUCUAACUAUGUGGAAGUCAUGGGUAGUUUGGCUGCCUCAGCAGCUCUUGGAGCAGCAGCUAGUUCAGCUAGCUCCAACAUCACUUCCACCUCUACUUCUCAGUGGGCGACAAUGAGGAAGACCGAAACUGCAGACCUUUCCAGUCUUUCUCCUACUGAGCAAAAGCGACAGAUUGUCAUUCAAGAACUAAUUAACACAGAGGAAAACUAUAUGGAGGACAUGUCAAUCGUCAAUGAAGUGUUCCAAAAACCGAUGGUAGAAUCGGGUGUCGUCAAGUUGGAAGACGUUGAAACAAUUUUCGUUAACUGGAAGGAUAUUAUCGCUUGUAAUAAUACUUUCUUAAGGGCACUUCGUAUCAGGAAGAAAAUGAGUCCUGGCGGAAUAGUUCAAGCCGUCGGUGAUAUUCUGGUCGAUUGUCUUCCGCACAUGUCGCCUUACAUUCGUUUCUGCAGUAGGCAGCUUAACGCUGCCGCUCUAAUUCAGCGACGCCACGAAAGUGUUCCAGAAUUUCGCGCUCUAUUGAAAAAAUGCCAACUGCAUCCAAAAGUGAAAGGGAUGCCGUUAACAUCGUUUUUGCUAAAGCCCAUGCAGAGGAUUACCAAAUAUCCCCUGUUGAUCAAAAAGAUUUUGGAAUCGACAGAUGAAAGCCAUCCUGAUAGAUUGUUGUUGGAUGAAGCUCUUGUAAAGGCCGAAGAACUUUGUAAUCAGGUAAACGAAGGCGUAAGGGAGCAAGAAAAUUCAGAUCGACUGGAAUGGUUACAGCGAAGGGUUCAAAUUGAAGGGUUAGACGAACAGCUUGUUUUUAACUCCAUUACAAACAUGCUGGGUCCUCGCAAACUCAUCCAUUUUGGUCCUUUAAAAAAAAUCAAAAGCAACAAGGAACUGCUGGCCUUCGUGUUCAAUGAUUUUCUAAUGUUCACUACCGUCAACAAACCUUUAGCCUCCAUCAAUCUUCAGUUUCUUUUUGACAAGAAAUCGAGUGUGGCGUUGAAGAUGUACAGAAAGCCUAUAUUUCUCAGAGAAAUGACAGUGGUGCCAGGGGAAAACCAUCCCGCCGAUGGUGGGAAUGAAAAUGACACAGUGCCGACGCGCUUCACCAUUCAAGACACGAAUUGUAAGUUGUUGCUGACGUCCACCAGUUCGGCCGAACGGAUUCUGUGGUUGCGGAAACUAGAGGAAGCACGAAAACACUGCUUGCUGACGGAGCGAGCUGUCCUACAACGCCAAAGAUCAAAACAAAAUGAAGGCAAUGUUUGCGGACGAUUGCUGGUUUUGGUCAUGGAAGCUGAAAAUCUACAGGCCAGUUCGGAAACGGGAAAAAGCGACACUUUCUGUGAAGUCUAUCUUGGAUCGCAAGAACAUCGAACCAAAGUGGUGCCUAAAUCUCUCAACCCCAAGUGGAACGCGUCGAUGCAGUUUUUAGUGAAAGACCUUCAGCAGGAUGUCCUUUGUGUCACCGUGUUAGACCGCGAUUACUUCUCACCAAACGAAUUUCUGGGACGAACCGAGAUUCGCAUUGCUGAUGUGCUGCAGGAUUCAAAAAUAUAUCGCGGCCCGCUCAUCAAGCGGCUGCCUUUGUAUGAGGUGGAAUCGGGAGAAAUCGUCCUCAAACUCGACCUUCAACUAUUUAACCGCCGUUGAUCGUAGUCUUUCAAUAUUAGUGAUGCAUUUUCUCAUCGAUUUACAUUUAAUCUGUGUAUAACUGCCAAGACAAAAUGAAUUUUCAUAAUCCUGUA